This is a messenger RNA of Erinaceus europaeus (western European hedgehog), 1368 nucleotides long. It is a transcript of the gene TKTL2, whose product is annotated as transketolase like 2. The record is from RefSeq and is a predicted model, not a curated record. Gene Ontology annotation, molecular function: thiamine pyrophosphate binding; transketolase activity. NCBI's taxonomy places the organism in Eukaryota, Metazoa, Chordata, Mammalia, Eulipotyphla, Erinaceidae.
AUGCUGAGACCUUGGAAGGCUCUGGCCUUUGCUUCCCAUCACAGUUUGGACAACUUGGUGGCAGUCUUCUAUGUGAACCACUUGGGACAAAGUGGUAUCACACAGAUAGCUAGCAGAAUCAUCUAGGGUGAACUACUUUUGGAUGAAAUACUUACUCCGUUUGGGUGAAAUACUUACUCUGUUGAUGGUCACGAUGUGGAGGCUCUGUGCCAAGGAAACUUGAACAACAAGCCCAUUGCAGUAGUCAACAAGCCCUUCAAGGACCGGGGCAUCCCCAGCCUCUAGGAUGCAGAAAAUUGGCAUGAAGGGCCAGUGCCAAAAGAAAGAGCAGAUGCCAUCUUGCUCAAGUUCACUGAGGACCAGACACAGACCAACAGGAAUCAACCACUGAACUUCAUCCCUGCUGAAGAUUCACCUCAAAUCAACAUCAAAAGUAUGAAAAUGAACUGUCUACCUGACUAUCAAGUGGGCAACAAGACAGCUACAGGAAAAGUACGUUUGGCUCAUGCCAGUAAGAGAGUUCUAGUCUUGGAUGGGGGCACAAAGAACAUUGUCUUUUCUGAGACAUAAGAAUACCUUGAGUGGUUUAUUGAAAGUUUCAUAGCUGAGAAAAACAUGGUAAGUAUGGUUCUGGGGUGUGCCACUCCUGGUUGAGGCAUUGCUGCCCUUCCCAUCCAAGCAUUUGAUUAGCUUCCGAUGGAAGCCAUAUCUCAAACCAACAUCAAUCUUAUUGGUUCCCACUGUGGAGUAUCCAUGGGUGAAGCUGGACUCUUCCAAAUGGUCCUAGAGAAUGUAGUAAUGUUCCGAAGCAUUCCCAAUUGCAUCAUUUUCUACCCAAGUGAUUCCACUUUCACAGAGCAUGUGAUUUGUUGAGCUGCCAAUACUAAGGAAUAUGCUUUAUUCUGAACCAUCCAUCUGGAAACUUCAGUUUUUCAUACCCCACAAGAAAAUUUUGAGAUUGGCCAAGUCAAAGUCAUCUGUGAGAAUGUUAACGACAAAGUCAUAGUGAUUGGAGCUGAAGUUACUCAUCAUGAAGUCUUAAUAGCUGCUGAUUAUCUUUCUCAACAAGUUAAUUCUGUCCGUGUUAUCGACCCAUCUACCAUUAAACCCCCAGAUACUGCCACUAUUAUCACCAAUACAAAAGCUACAGGUGGCCAGGUUAGCACAGUGGAGGACGAAUAGAGUGAAGGUGGCAUUGGAGAAGCUUUGUAUGCAGUCAUGGCCAGGGAGCCUGAUAUCCUUACUCACCAGCUGGCAGUGUGAGGAAUGCCUCAAAGUGGGAAACCCAGUGAAUUGCUGGAUAUGUUUGGAAUCAGUGCCAGACACAUCAUAGCUGCUGUGCAGCUAUACUUUAAUGAACUAAAAUAG